AUGGUAAAUCAAGCACGCAGGAGGUGGCAGAGCAGCUGUGCUACCCUGGGAAGUAGCCACCCGAUUACCACAUCUCUCCACAACAACAUGCGUCUAAAGCGGCGAGAAUGGACCAGAACUAUUGAGAAAGUCAAAGCCGCCCACUGGAAGGAGUUCUUGGACAAGGCCCAGGAAGGUGACCUCUGGAGAGCAGCAACAUACAUGCGCCCUCGAGACCCCCAUACAAGCAUCCCUGCACUAAGGGUGGGAUCUCGGGAGGUCACUAAGAACGAAGCCAAGGCCAAGGCAUUCUUGGAAGCCUUCUUCCCGAAAAUGGCAGACCCAGAGGAAGAUGACACUACACCACCCCCAGAGGAAAUACCGUGGCAUCCAAUUACUGAACUAGAGAUACACGGAUCACUCAAGAGCGCCAAGGGAACCACAGCCCCGGGGGAGGAUGGGAUCAUAACUCUUGUUUGGAAGCACCUAUGGCCAUACCUCCGGACAAUAAUCACCACCAUCUUCGCAAAAUCAGUGGAAUUAAGCCACUAUCCCGACCAGUGGAAACGAGCACGCAUUAUAGUCCUCAGAAAACCCGGGAAGCCAGACUACGCAGUACCAGGAGCGUACCGACCCAUAUCGCUGCUAAACACCCUAGGGAAGAUUCUCGAGGCGGUCAUGGCCAGGAGACUGUCAUUCUGGGCUGAGACCUGGAAACUGCUCCCAAACACGCAAUUUGGGGGCCGGCCGGGACGUAACACGGAACAGGCACUUUUAACACUGUCAAAUGAGAUUGACCGAGCAUGGUUGCGGUCAAAAGUGGUCACUCUGGUCGCGUUUGAUCUUAAAGGAGCGUUCAAUGGAGCCAACAAACUAAGCCUUGAUGCCCGCCUGCAGGCCAAGGGCAUCCCAAUCAUAGCCAGACGCUGGAUCCGCAGCUUUAUGGAGAACCGCCACGCCAGUAUCUGCUUUGAUGACUUUCAGACGGAGAUCUCUCUACUAGAGAACGCUGGCCUUGCACAGGGGUCUCCGCUCUCUCCAAUCCUGUUUGGGUUUUUCAACUCAGACCUGGUGGACCAGCCAGUAGACCACCAAGGGGGCGCAUCUGCUUUUAUCGAUGACUAUUUUCGAUGGCGAACGAGCCGCUCCGCAGAAGACAAUAUCAGGAAGAUUCAGGAAGAAGAUAUCCCCCGAAUAGAAGCAUGGGCCCGGAAGACCGGAUCUUCGUUUGCGGCAGAGAAAACGGAACUCAUACAUUUGACAAGAUCUAAAAAGCAACAUGGGGUAGGACAGAUUACUAUAAAUGGGAAAACAAUCAAACCGGCCGACACAGCAAAGCUCCUAGGCGUGAUCUUUGAUAAGGAGCUACGAUGGAAAGAGCAUGUACAACAAGCAGUUAAGCGAGCGACGCAGGUCAACGUUGCACUUGGGGGACUAAGACACCUCCGACCCGAGCAGAUGAGACAACCCUAUCAAGCAUGUGUGGUACCAAUCGUGGAUUACACAUCCACUGUAUGGCACAACCAACUGAAAGACAAGACACACUUGAGGACCCUAGGAACCGUGCAGCGAACCGCCUUAAUUCGCGUCCUCUCUGCCUUUAAGACCGUGUCAACCGCAGCCCUAGAGAUAGAAUCUUUCACGCUACCAACCCACCUACGAAUGAAGCAACGCGCACAGAUUGUGGCUGCCCGCCUUUGCACUCUCCCAAAGGAUCACCCAUGCCACGCGGUAGUGGGCCGAGCAAUAAUACGCAGCACACACAUGAAACGCGGUCAUCGGUUCCCGUUGGCAGAGACCCUGCGGACAAUGGACCCCGCUCGGCUACAAGCCUUGGAAACAAUCGACCCAACACCCCAACCGCCAUGGCAAGCGCCAGCCUUCACAGAAAUCGACAUCGAACCAGACCGGGACAAAGCCAAAGAGAAAGCAUCUGCCAGACAGAAAGCAGCCGGUAUCACAGUCUUCUCUGAUGCAUCAGGCCAACGUAACUGCCUAGGAGCUGCUGCGGUAGCUCUAGAUCAGAGCCAAAACAUAAACCAACACCGGAAAGUCUGCAUUGGCUCAAUGGAGCACUGGUCUGUAUAUGCAGCGGAGCUCAUGGCGAUAUACUAUGCCAUUAGCCUCGUACUAAAGAUAAGGAUGGAAGACCAAGACAGCCCAGCGAAUAAGCAGGAACCGGCAACUAUCCUAAGCGACAGUAUGUCUGCAUUACAAGCACCCAACCAUACCUUCAAAAGCGCGUCGAAAGACGGCCAAACAGCGAAGAAGUGA
This is a messenger RNA of Aspergillus calidoustus, 2253 nucleotides long. NCBI's taxonomy places the organism in Eukaryota, Fungi, Ascomycota, Eurotiomycetes, Eurotiales, Aspergillaceae. The record is from the annotation of a GenBank genome assembly.